Molecule: messenger RNA, 1250 nt
Organism: Camellia sinensis
Lineage: Eukaryota; Viridiplantae; Streptophyta; Magnoliopsida; Ericales; Theaceae
Source: RefSeq, a predicted model, not a curated record
AAUGGUGAUUAAUGUCACAUUCAUGUUGUUUGUGCUCUUAAUGGGUAGUACAACCUCCUCUGCUAAACUCUCAACUAAAUUCUACUCUAAGACUUGUCCAAAUCUACAUAGUAUCGUGAAAUCAACGGUUAAAUGUGCAGUGUCAAAGGAAAAGCGCAUGGGUGCUUCUCUCCUUCGCCUCCACUUCCAUGAUUGCUUUGUCAACGGUUGUGAUGGGUCAAUACUCCUUGACGACACUUCAUCUUUCAAAGGAGAGAAAACUGCAGGUCCCAACUAUAAAUCCGUUAGAGGAUAUAAUGUAAUUGAUUAUAUCAAGUCCAAGGUGGAGGCUGCUUGCCCUGGCGUAGUCUCAUGUGCUGAUAUUGCAACUAUCGCAGCUCGUGACUCUACUGUCAUUCUUGGAGGGCCAACUUGGGAUGUCAAACUUGGACGUAGGGAUUCUAAAACAGCCAGUUUUUCACUUGCCAAUGAUAGUGCACUUCCAGCUUUUACUUCUAACCUCAAAGAACUCAUCCAUACAUUCAAACGUGUAGGACUGUCUACCAAGGAUAUGGUUGCCCUAUCCGGAUCCCACACAAUAGGGCAAGCAAGGUGUGUCGUCUUCCAAGAUCGCAUCUAUCACGAUACCAACAUUAACAGUUCAUUUGCUAAGAGAAGGCAAGAAAACUGUCCAAGUACUGGCUAUAGGGGCAACAAUUUUGCUCCUCUAGAUUAUCAAAGUCCCAAAAUUUUUGACAACAACUACUACAAGAACCUGAUCAUUCAAAAGGGACUCCUUCACUCUGAUCAAGUGUUGCACGGCGAUGGAUCAACUGAUCCCCUCGUUGAAAAAUAUAGCAAAUCCCUCGUUGAAAUAUAUAGCAAAGAUCCCGAAGCCUUCUACUCUGAUUUUGCUGCAGCAAUGAUUAAGAUGGGUGACAUUAAACCCCUCACUGGAUCAAAGGGUGAGAUAAGAAAGAAUUGUAGGAAGGUGAACUAUGAAGAAGAGUGUAGCAAAGUGAAUGAUGAUGACGAAACUUGAACUUGAGUUAAACUCCAUAAACGAAAAAUUCAGAAUUACCUAAAAAGAGAGGAAAGCUUCUUUAUUGAUUUUCUUGUUGUAAGUAUGCUUUGUAUUGAGGGAAGAUGAAUCAGUUAGAUGAAAAGAUUAUUAGUGGGGUAAUAUUAAAUUAAAGAUGUAAGAUAAAAAUAUGUUUGUUUGUGUACUAGUAAGCUGAUAUUAGUUAUUUAUGAAUAAAUUUAUAAAAUUA